Malus domestica (apple) is the source of this 435-nucleotide messenger RNA. RefSeq lists its product as uncharacterized. NCBI's taxonomy places the organism in Eukaryota, Viridiplantae, Streptophyta, Magnoliopsida, Rosales, Rosaceae. The record is from RefSeq and is a predicted model, not a curated record.
AUGGCACAUGAGACUCUAAUGAACAACUACUUCAACUCUAACUCGACGUACACAAAAGAGGGUUUUAGAUGUCACUUCCAGAUGAGGCGUCACGUCUUUGAGCGUUUACUUCAUGAUGUCCAACAUGUCAAUCCAUACUUUCGACAGAAGAUGGACAGAGUAGGCCGCCCUGGUUUCUCACCUUAUCAAAAGGUUGCUAUUGCACUCCAAAUGCAAGCCUAUGCCUCCCCAGUUGAUGUGAUAGAUGAUACAUAUGGUAUGUCUGAGUUUACAUACAUUGAUAAUCUUAUUGAAUUCUGUCACACAGUUAUUCAGAUUUAUAAAGAGGAGUACCUCUGUGAACCAAAACAAGUAGAUCUGGAUCAGCUCUUUCGCAAAGUUGAAGACUGUGGCUUUCUGGGCAUGAUCGAGUCAUUAGAUUGCAUGCAUUGGUAG